GAUCACAUGACAGCAACUCAUUUAGGCAUGUAGAUGUGGUUAUGUUGACCUGCUGAAAUUUAAACUAAGCAUUGGAAUUGGAAUGAUUGUUGGUGCCAGACCUGCUGAUCUUUAUUGACCAUGAAUUAAUUCGAGUGGUGACAUUUCAGAUGGGAAAUGCUUCAGACACGUCUGCUGUGUUUACCUCCACCGUCUCCAAGGAGCAUGACAUCUUCAUGGGUUCACUCUACAGCUUAUUCUGUAUACUGUCCGUCAUAGGCAACUCCACACUGCUACUUGUUGCUUAUCACAAGCGGUCAACCUUGAAACCAGCAGAGUUCUUUAUCAUCAAUCUCUCCAUCAGUGACCUUGGGAUGACACUCACUUUACUUCCACUGGCCAUACCAUCGGCAUUUUCACACAGGUGGCUGUUUGGAGAAACCAUCUGCCAGGUGUAUGCUAUGUGUGGAGUGCUGUUUGGUCUCUGCAGCUUGACAAACCUCACAGUGCUUUCCUUAGUGUGCUGCCUUAAAGUCUGCAUCCCCAACCACGGUAACAACUUCUCCUCGUCACAUGCCCGCCUCCUGGUGGCCGGAGUGUGGUGUUACGCAUCUGUGUUUGCUGUGGGGCCACUGGCACACUGGGGACAUUACAGUCUUGAGCCUUAUGGGACAGCGUGCUGCAUUGACUGGCACGCACCCAACUACGAGCUAUCAGCUUUGUCUUACAUUAUCUGCCUUUUCUUCUUUUGCUAUGUACUGCCCUGCACUGUCAUCUUCCUCUCCUACACUUUCAUUCUGCUGACCGUGCGGGGGUCACGUCAGGCCGUCCAGCAGCAUGUGUCACCACAGACCAAGAGCACCAAUGCACACACUCUCAUUGUCAAGCUGUCUGUAGCAGUGUGCAUAGGCUUCCUGGCUGCUUGGUCUCCAUAUGCUGUUGUGGCCAUGUGGGCUGCUUUCGGGGAUGCCACGCAAGUUCCUCCUGCUGCUUUUGCCCUUGCUGCAGUGUUUGCCAAGUCUUCUACCAUCUACAACCCUAUGGUCUACCUCCUGUGCAAGCCCAAUUUCCGCGAGUGUUUAUACAGAGACACUUCGAUGUUACGACAGAUGAUCUACAGGGGCAGUCCGCAGUCCGAGCCGAAAGAACGAUUCGGAUCCACAUCACAGCGCAACAAGGACAUGAGCGUCUCCACACGCUUUUCAAAUGGACAGCAGGAGAGCUACGGGGCGUGUCUGCACUGCACGGACAAUGCAGCUCUGUGUCAUGUGACACCCCAAAGGACUGCCUGCAUCCUGACUGGAUCCACCUACACAGAGGUGACAGUCGGCCAACUCUCAGCCAAACCACAGGCCGAGUUCCUCUAGUGGAACAGCCUGAUUCUUUCAUAAAGCAAACAAAGGACGACACAUGAUCAAAAAGACAAAGAGGUUAAUGAACAAUAAAGUCUCACUGAGACUUCACCACCUUUGCAAGGACCUUUCAUGUCAUCCUUUCUGAGUGACUCUUUCAUUGUGAAAUGAAAACAUGACACAAAAACUUCUUCUCAGAAGAUUUGCCGCAGAAAAGUAUACUUGCAAUGUCUUGAUGUCUACUUCUGUGUCAGCUUGUUUCCUGUUUCAUUUAAAUGUGCAGUAAUUUAACAGGAUUCCAAGAGAGCAGAAAAUGAGACAGCAGAACCCCCUCCAGCUUAAAGGUUAAUUAGGAAAAUGUGUACCUCAGUGUGCAUCAUGAGGAUAAACUAUGUUUAAUAUUCCACCAGCGCCAACGGAGUAUAUUAUAAGAGCGUAUUCCAGUCAAGGACUGUGAAAAAGAUUGUUUAGGUUUCUUUACAUUGAGGACCGUGAUGCUGUAUGUAAAGGGGUAUUCAACCUAAAAUGAUCAAGUAUUCACCGCCUGUAGGAGUGAAUGUCUGAUCUAAUGUUUUGUCCUUGUCAAUAGUGGGCUGUACUGUAACUGAGACAUAAAAUCAAACUGGCAGCUUCAGUUUUCUGGGAUGAACAACACAACCAAAUGUCCCCACUUCUUCCAGCCUACAGUUUCUUUGAGAGGUUUAAUGCUAGAGAGAGUGCUGUAAGCAGAAGAUCACUUCAGUCAAGAGGCCUGUACUUGCAGGGCUUCAGUGCAGCAUGUAACCUGCAGUCAUUUUCUAAACACAGACUGUUGAACAAAAUAGUUCCACAUUAAUUUGUACAUAAGUUUAGAUUUUUAUUUCAUAAAAAGCACUGCAUGUGACUCCCUUUGGUUUACAGAAACUCCCAUUUCAGUUGUGGGGCCUCUCUUCUGUUCUUGAUUUUAACUUAUUUAGAUCUUAGCAAACUAAUAUUAAAGGUAACCCACCCUGUUAAGAAAACUUAA
This is a messenger RNA of Oreochromis aureus, 2337 nucleotides long. RefSeq names its product opsin 7, group member d (gene opn7d). Gene Ontology annotation, molecular function: G protein-coupled receptor activity. Lineage: Eukaryota; Metazoa; Chordata; Actinopteri; Cichliformes; Cichlidae. Gene Ontology annotation, cellular component: membrane. The transcript is spliced from 6 exons. Bases 150 to 1346 code for a protein of 398 amino acids. The record is from RefSeq and is a predicted model, not a curated record. Gene Ontology annotation, biological process: G protein-coupled receptor signaling pathway; visual perception.